This is a messenger RNA of Gadus morhua (Atlantic cod), 4701 nucleotides long. It is a transcript of the gene clcn2b, whose product is annotated as chloride channel, voltage-sensitive 2b. Lineage: Eukaryota; Metazoa; Chordata; Actinopteri; Gadiformes; Gadidae. The record is from RefSeq and is a predicted model, not a curated record. Bases 714 to 3734 code for a protein of 1006 amino acids. Gene Ontology annotation, molecular function: voltage-gated chloride channel activity. The transcript has 22 exons. Gene Ontology annotation, cellular component: plasma membrane. Gene Ontology annotation, biological process: chloride transport; transmembrane transport.
CAGGAUGAGAGGAGUCAUGUGCAUUUGUAUUGUGUACCCUCUAAUGUAUGUGGUCAGGAUAGAUACUGCAUUGGUCACUGGGAGCAGUGGGAUAAAGGGAUUCAAAGGCAGGUGACAGGUGAUGGGAGACUGGGAAUGGGGGAUGGGCGUGUGAUGGAUCAUUGAAGGGCCCAGACUAAAACCUGCAGACACUUCUAUUGCAGCUAUUAACUCCAUUAAACUAUAUCUGAGCUGGAACUUUGACUCAACUAAUGAAACACCCUUCCUCAUAAAUCCCUGGAAUCCUUCCUCAUAAAUGAUUUAUUCUGGUCAACUCUCCCACCAGACGACAGUAACUGUACUCUGGGGGUCUUAAUAGAAAACCUUUCCUAGGGCAGGUUUACCCGGAUCCAAUAGAACCACAUUUGCGUAUUGUCCCCUCCCCGUUGAACACUUCAUCAAAUGAUCUUCACUUCAUGCAUGACUAGCUAGCUGCGUGCCAGUGGGAAAUGCAAACAUGGAGCAGCACUGAGAGCACAUCGGAGCAGUGAUGUGGCUUUAGAUGAGCUGCUUUGUGAGGAGUUAAGAUGACACUCAGACACACUUCAGAUGAUCACACCACACUUCAUGCUGUGUGUGUGUCCUUGUGUGUGUCUGCGUGCGUGUGUGUGUGUGCGUGUGUAUGUGCGUUGCUAUAGCUGCAGAUGUUGCUGCUCACAGGUGAGUAAUCUUAGAUGAAAGUGCACAUCAGCUUUGACACAGCGUUGUGUGUCUUUUACAAAGUGUGUGUGUGUGUGUGUGUGUAUGUGUGUUUGUGUGUUUGUGAGUGUGUGUGUGUGUGUGUUGAGCCAGAGCGAAUGGCGUUUUUUAUAGAGAGAUUUCGAUAUAUGACAGUUAUCCAGGCAAAUCCUCUUCACACACACACACACACACACACACACACACACACACACACACACACACACACACACACACACACACACACACACACACACACACACACACACACACACAGAUACACAGGAAAUCACUGCUUAGUUUCUCUGAUAUCCCCAGUCAGAUAUUUCUCCUUCCAUGCGUGUCCGUGUUCCAUGGUUAUACACACGUCCUUCAUCACAUGUAGGUUGGUUGUGCGUGCUCACAAACCACAAUGCUUUUCCUUAUGUGUGUGUGUUUCUCUCCUUGUGCACUUUUCCAUGUUUGUGUCUCCGUGUCUUUCUUUUUGUGAGUGUGUGAGUUUCCCUGUAUGUGCAUUUGUGUUUGUGUGUGUGUGUUUGUGUUUGUGUGUGUGCGUGUGUGCGUGCGUGUGUGUGUCCACAGCACAGAAGUGGAUGUAUGGCGGUCUGGACAGUAAUGUGUUCCUGCAGUACCUGGCCUGGGUCACCUACCCUGUGGUGCUCAUCACCUUCUCUGCUGGCUUCACCCAGAUCCUUGCUCCGCAGGCCGUCGGGUCCGGCAUCCCGGAGAUGAAGACCAUCCUUCGGGGUGUGGUGCUGAAGGAAUACCUCACGUUCAAGACCUUUGUGGCCAAAGUCAUCGGCCUCACCUGUGCUUUGGGCAGUGGCAUGCCCUUAGGCAAGGAGGGUCCGUUUGUGCACAUCGCCAGCCUGUGUGCAGCCCUCCUCAGCAGGUUCAUGUCACUGUUUGGUGGAAUCUAUGAGAAUGAGUCGAGAAACAUCGAGAUGCUGGCGGCGGCCUGUGCGGUUGGGGUGGGCUGCUGCUUUGCUGCCCCUAUAGGAGGGGUGCUGUUCAGUAUUGAGGUCACCUCCACCUUCUUUGCGGUGAGGAACUAUUGGAGAGGCUUCUUCGCAGCCACCUUCAGCGCCUUCAUCUUCCGGGUGCUGGCCGUGUGGAACAGAGACGAAGAGACCAUUACAGCCCUUUUCAAAACCCGCUUCCGUCUAGACUUCCCCUUCGACCUCCAGGAGCUGCCUGCCUUCGCUGUCAUCGGCAUUGCCAGUGGUUUUGGCGGGGCUCUCUUUGUCUACCUGAACCGACUCAUCGUGCAGUUCAUCAGAAAGCAGAAGGCGAUCAACAAGUUCCUCAUGAAGAAGCGCCUGCUCUACCCCGCCCUCGUCACUCUGCUGGUGUCCACCUUAACCUUCCCCCCGGGCUUCGGACAGUUCAUGGCCGGCAAGCUGACCCAGAAGGAGGCGCUGGUGACCCUGCUGGACAACAGGACGUGGGCCAAGCAAGGCAUCGCGGAGGACUUUGACUACCUGGGCCACCUGCAGGCCUGGCAGCACCCGCAGGUCAACGUGUUCGUCACACUGGUCCUCUUCAUCGUCAUGAAGUUCUGGAUGUCUGCUUUGGCCACCACCAUCCCCGUCCCCUGUGGCGCCUUCAUGCCCGUCUUUGUCAUCGGGGCGGCAUUCGGUCGUCUGGUGGGAGAGAGCAUGGCGGCCUGGUUCCCCGACGGCAUCCACACGGACGGAGUCAUCUACCCCAUCGUGCCCGGGGGCUACGCAGUCGUUGGUGCGGCCGCUCUGUCGGGGGCUGUCACCCACACGGUGUCCACGGCAGUCAUCGUGUUCGAGCUGACGGGCCAGAUCUCACACAUCCUGCCCGUGAUGAUUGCGGUGAUCCUGGCCAACGCUGUAGCCCAGUCCCUGCAGCCCUCCCUCUACGACUCCAUCAUCCGUAUCAAGAAGUUGCCAUACCUGCCCGAGCUGGGCUGGGGACACCAUGAGAAGUACAACAUCCGCGUGGAGGACAUCAUGGUGAGGGACGUAAGGUACAUCACCCUCAACUGCUGCUACCGGGACCUCCACAACGUCCUGCUCACCGGGAACCUCAAGACCCUCGCACUGGUGGAGUCUGCUGAGUCCAUGAUCCUGCUGGGCUCCAUCGAGCGGGCCCAGCUGCAGGCUCUCCUCUCCCAGCAGCUGGGCCGCGCGCGCCGCAUGGAGUACAUCCGGGAGAACGCCAUGGCCUUCAAGAAGUGCAUGUCUGACCCCGAGUCCCCGCCCCCUCCGCCCCCCGUGGAGGACACCAACAGCCAGCAGCGCCACUCAACCCAGGAGGUCCGCUUCCAGAUCACCACUGAGGAGUCCACUUUGAGUCCCACCCGACCCAUCCCCCAGAAACCCCUCAAACCUGCCCUGAAGAGACCAUCAGUCGUAGACCGCCCCCCCGAGAUCCUCACCGCAAAUAAUGAUAACUCGGGCAUUGCUUUAAAGAACCUGUUUUGUGCCAACCCUGAUGCAGAAGCCGUGGAGUCCAACAACAACAACAUGGAACCGCCCACCUCCCCUGAACACAGGAGGCCCCCCAAACGGGUCCGGAUAUCCGUAGUGGAGCCCCCGCCCCACUUAAAGACUUACUUCUGGGACGACGGGGACACGGAGGACGACAUGACCAUCCGAGAGAUUGCAGAGUGGGAGGAGCAACAGCUUGAUGAACAGGUCAACUUCAGCAACUGCAAGAUCGACCCCGCCCCUUUUCAACUUGUGGAACGUACCUCACUGCAUAAGACCCACACCAUCUUCUCCCUGCUGGGCUUGGACCACGCCUACGUGACCAGCAUCGGACGGCUCAUCGGGGUGGUUUCCCUCAAAGAGCUGCGUAAGGCCAUCGAGGGCUCUGUGACGGUGAAGGGGACAAAGGUGCGCCCCCCGCUGGCCAGUUUCCGGGACAGCGGCACCAGCAGCAGUGAGAACGAGGCCACUGAGCUCCACAAGCUGUGGGACCGCCACAAGAGCAUGUCGCUCCCCCGCGAGCACACCCAGUCCGACUCGGACGAGAAAUCCCAAUGACGGGCCCACUAAGAGGGGGAGAGGGAGCCAGCAUCGACUGCUACCCUUGAAAGCUGCCGACACAAAAGCAGAUAAAAAUGAAUCCUCAGGGUUUGGAUCGAUAUGUAAUUCUGGGAAAUGGAGUCAUCUUUUUUCUGCAGCUUGCCAGAGACCCCCCCCCCCCCCCCCCCCCCCCCCCCCUCCUGUGUCCCCCCUACUCUCUGUGUGUCUCCAUCCCCCUCCUCUGUGGCCCAGGGCCUGUCCCGGUGAGGUAACCAGGGGUCUGGUCCUGACUACAGACACUUGACACUCUUCGGUGGGGGGGAUUGACUACAGCCCAGAUUGUGCCCUGCUCUCCACUGGAGCCACGAGACCCUGCUGGAGAGGACAAGGGAAGACUACGUAGGGAGUGUUAGUGACCAGGGGUGUAUACAGGGUUAGAGUAGAAGUGGGGCGUCGUGGACUCAACUGAGGGAGGCCACCAUCUGACCAGCCUGACGUCUGUCCGUCGGCCUCGUGACCAAACUCUGAAACCGUCCCCCCGUCUGAACAAGUCUUCCAUUUGUGUUGCGAGGACAAACACAGAGUGAGUGUAUGUAUUGAGAGAAUGGACGAGUGUGUGCAUGUAGCAACACGGCUGUUUAUAAUAAGGUUUUUAUUAUUUUGUAAUUCAUUUGAACACGUUUUAGUCUUAUUAUUGUAGUUCUGUUUCACCAACCCGACAGUAGGUAUGGCUGUAAUCUUAGUGGUGUGGCCCCGUCCUGGUUCAGGCGACAAGGGGGGUCCGCCUUCACUUCCAGACCCUUAUUAGUUCCAUCGUGAAGCAGGCUGGUCAAAGGAAACAGCCUUCUCGUGUUAAAGUCUCUCUCAUGUCUGGUUCCAAUGUAUGCAUAUGUACCUCCUACACACAUACACACACAAUCAGAGCUCUUAAGAAGCAUCAUAGAGCAGAGAGAGAGAGAGAGAGAGAGAGAGAGAGAGAGAGAGA